AUGCAUGAGGGUCUCAUGGCUACCGGAUUCGUAAAGUGGUGGCGGGCAAGGUUCCUCGCUGGCUAUAGACCCUUUUCUGUGGUUGGUAAUACGGAAGGCAGCGACUCGGAGGAACUUCUUGGCGGUGUCUCAGCACCUCGUAGCGGUUCACCACCGGAAUCUCAGCCAAUUUUGUUGGAAACAGAGGCACCGCAGGUCGCAGUUGACGCUUCCACCAGCCCUACGCCGGCCACCGGAAAUGACGAGCAGCCGAGCGCUAGUACAACGAAGCAACUCAGUUUCGAGGAAUUCGAAUGCGACGUUUCGGUAGCAGAGGGCGACCGGAGGCGGCAAGAAUUCUCGUUCACCCUGUACGACUUCGACGGCCACGGGAAGAUAACAAAGGACGACAUAGCCGGGCUGGUUACUACCAUUUACGAUACCCUGGGCGCUUCUAUCCAGGUACCUCCGUGCGGCAGUAAGACGAUUAAGGUGAAAUUGACUGUGUCGCCGGAUCAGAGGAGCAGCCAGUCGCGAUCGGCCGGCGGCUGUUUAAACGCGUCCUCGCAGCCGGCUGCAAGCUUUUCCGGAAAUUCGUCCUGCUGCCAUUUGAAGCACGCGUCCUGCAACAAUGCCGGGGCCCACACCGGCGCACACGGUUUACGUAGAGUUCCUAGAAGGAGAAGGGUGCCACGACACCGUUGCCAGAACGAACAAAAGGAGGUAGACACCCACAGCGAGGAUGACGGUGAAAACGCGCGAACGAAUCGAAUAAAGCAGGAGGAAUUACGUAGAAGGGUGGGGCCCGUGCCUCAUUUACCAUCACCCUAUUCCAAUAGCUCCGAGGGUGAUAUUAGCGAUGACAGUGAUGUCUCCCCCGCAGUUUCCCCCUUGACGCCUCUCCUCACGACUAAUCAGCGAAAACGCAGUGGUGCCCUACAAAGGCAACAGCUCUUGGAAAUUAUUCAGGCGAACAUGGAAAAGAAUAAUCUCAGUUUUCAUACGUCAAGGAAACGGCAUCAAAACGAGCAACUGCGCAUUCCAUCCCAAACCCCACAUGUCGAGCCUUCGCCUCACUACAAUCAAGACUGUCGCUCACCGUCGGAAUCUCGGCCCACGGCGACGGCCUACCAUAAGCCUACUCGGGAAAAGCCCCAGGGUUUCGCGUCGUUCUCCAAGGUACCUGCAAAGCACAGGGGGAAUCUGAGGAAGACGAGAACGCAGUAUGGACUUCAAAGGAAUAACGCCACGGUACAGCCGCCGCGAGCAUACGUUCAACCUCAAGUUCUGCCAAGAACCGUGAUCAGUCCAAAUGUGUACACAGAUCAACAAACCGCUGCCACGGCUAACACGAAUCGUAAUGGCGGCAAUCUGAUAUCGAACAAUCAGCAUCCUAUCAAUCAGACCCCCCCAACCAGCAAUCAUAAUGUUCAACGUAACGAGACGCAGUUCGGCCAAACGCAGCAGUGCGGUAAAUCGAGCAAGAAGCAUCAGCUGAAGCAUGCGACUAGGGAACAAGAUCAGGCCAGAGCCAUGGUUCAGGUCGUCCGUUGGCUGGAACGGGAAUUCUCGCAAAACGCGGCUGCGAGCACCGGUAGGAAGCACGUUCACGAGCACAUUCAUCAUCAUUAUCAUCAUUAUCACACGGAGGCACUUGUUUGA
Molecule: messenger RNA, 1641 nt
Organism: Eufriesea mexicana
Lineage: Eukaryota; Metazoa; Arthropoda; Insecta; Hymenoptera; Apidae
Gene: nkd
Product: NKD inhibitor of WNT signaling pathway naked cuticle
Exons: 5
Coding region: 1-1641 (546 amino acids)
Biological process (GO): negative regulation of Wnt signaling pathway
Cellular component (GO): cytoplasm
Molecular function (GO): calcium ion binding
Source: RefSeq, a predicted model, not a curated record